UCACGCGCAGAUUCCAAAUCUUUAACCUUCAACGACGGGGAAAAGUCGCACAUACACACACAAACACACAUCACCAGAACCUCCAUAGAACUUUCUCCCCAAUUUCACACACAAAUCCCUAAUUCUCUCUCUCUCUCUAUAACCCUCACAAUUUCACCUUAUUUAUCAUUCACGAUCCACUGAUUCCGAUCGCAAUUCAACAGUUAACCGUCGCGAUUCACGAAUUAGGGUUUCCUUUUUCAACCGAUUGGAUGAUUUUCUGGCUGUGAUGAUGACGGCGAACGUAGGGACAUCGUAUGAGUGGAAAUUCGACGGCGAGGAUGAGGAUGAAGGCUUUGUUGCGGAUGAUGCAUCGAUGAGCAUGGAUAUGGACUCGUUUAUGAGUAUUUUGGAGGAGACGAUGCCGGAGGAUUGUUCUCAGAAUGGAUUAGCUGAUCCUUCUUUAAGUACUGCGCCAUAUAACGAGUCAGCUUCAGAUGCUGGUCCUAAUGAAUACUCUCCAACCCUUGAUGAUCAUGCAGAAGCUUCAGCAGGUAGAACUGUUUGCUCAAGUGGUUCAUCUGAUUUUGAGAGACAAACAGUUAAUCACGGGGUGGUGGGACCUCCGCCAGACGUCUCCUCAGCACACCUUUCCAGUUGGACCCCUGGUGAUUGGGCGGCACCACUUCCGCCAGGUGUCUCUUCUAGCCAUUAUGACAAUAGGGAAGAUUUUUCAUCAUAUAGCCGCCACAAUGAUGUUAAUGAACCUAAAAAUGGGACCUUUGGUACUGGUGACGGUAAUGUUGAUCUCAAUUUGAUGGAUAAUUCUGGGAUGACUGAUGAAAUGUAUUCUGACGUUUUCUACAACGUGAAUGAGAAAUCUUAUAUGCCAUAUAUCAUGGACAUAAACGAACCGUAUUCUGGCACCCAAGCUGCGAUGUACAAUAGUGGAAUGUUAUUUGAUGAUAAGAUUGCAUUAGGAAAUGGUCCUUUUUUACGGAGCAGUGAAAGCUCUACCAAAAUGCCUGCUAAAGUGUCUGCCAAUGGAACUCAUUAUCCUUCUAUGUUACCAAACAAACAACACUUUAUUUCUAUAGUGGAUGAGAAACCUGAUGUGGGUACUGAAAAGUCAUUUGAUGUUGCUGAUCUGUUAACUGACAAAAACUCAUUGCCACCGUUUUACGGAAUCAACAAUUCUCACCAUUUUAGACCCUCCCAGUCGUAUGUUCAUCAAGAUGUUUUAAUUAAGAAGCAACAUGUUUCUACAAAGGAAGAAAUAGAUGGUAGAUUUUCUGCAUUUUUGCCACCAGAACUCGGCAUGCAAGCAUUCAGGAAAAAUACUACAUAUAUUGAUGUUGACGACCCUGAUAUAUGUAUUUUAGAAGAUAUGAGUGGACCUGCGGCUAGAAAACCGUCUUCUGUGGGUGGGAAAUCACCUAUUAGUGUUCCGGUAAGGCCUCCACUUGGCGUUCCUCCACUUCCCGUGGGAUAUAACAAUGCAAGAACUAAGGCAAAUGAUGAACAUAUUGUUUAUCGAGCUGCAUUGCAGGAUCUUUCCCAACCGAAGUCAGAGGCUUAUGCACCUGAAGGUUCAUUGGAGGUUCAACUUUUGAGACACCAGCGAAUUGCUUUAUCAUGGAUGGUACAGAAAGAGACUAAAAGCUUGCACUGCUUUGGAGGAAUCCUUGCUGAUGACCAGGGACUGGGUAAAACGAUAUCAACAAUUUCUCUGAUUCUGAAAGAAAGAUCUCCAUCAUCUAGUAUUAACACUGCUGAAGCGAAUAAGAUUAAGACAGAGACUCUUAAUUUGGAUGAUGACGAUGACGACGGUGAUGAUGAUGCGACAGAGCGUUAUAAAUCCAAACAAACAUUAAAUUCUUGUGUGGUGGAAAGUAAUACACAAAGUAGGCCAGCUGCAGGGACCCUAGUUGUAUGCCCUACUAGUGUUCUUCGUCAAUGGAAUGAUGAGUUGCAUAAUAAAGUAAGCAGCAAAGCUAGGCUCUCAGUUUUAGUAUAUCAUGGUCCAAACCGGACCAAGGACCCAUGUGAGCUAGCCAAGUAUGAUGUGGUCCUAACCACUUACGCAAUUGUAAGCAUGGAGGUCCCAAAACAGCCACUCGUAGAUGAAGACGACGAUGAAACAAAAAGGCGUAAUGAAUUCAAUCCUGUUGGGAAUAAAAGAAAACAUUCUACUUCUAGUAAGUCUUCCAAGAAGGGCAAAAAGGGAAUUGAUAGUGAAUUAUACGAAGUUCUUGCUAAGCCUCUUGCUAAGGUGAGAUGGUUUAGGGUAGUACUUGAUGAAGCACAGAGUAUUAAGAAUUAUCGAACGCAAGUAGCUAGGGCUUGUUGGGGUCUUAAGGCUAAACGUAGGUGGUGUUUGUCAGGGACUCCUAUUCAGAAUGCAAUUGAUGAUCUCUAUAGCUAUUUUAGAUUCUUGAGAUAUGAUCCCUAUACUGUUUAUAAAACGUUCUGCUCUACGAUCAAGUCCCCCAUUCAAAGGAAUCCUGCAAAUGGGUAUAAGAAGCUACAGGCUGUUUUGAAGACUAUUAUGCUUCGCCGCACAAAAGCUACACUGCUUGAUGGACAACCGAUUAUAUCUCUGCCACCGAAGACCAUUAAUCUGAAGAAAGUGGAUUUCACUCCUGAGGAGCGGGAUUUCUACUGCAGGCUAGAGUCUGAUUCUCGUGCUCAGUUUGAAGAAUAUGCAGCAGCUGGAACUGUGAAACAAAACUACGUUAACAUACUGCUGAUGCUUUUACGCCUCAGACAAGCUUGUGACCACCCUCUAUUGGUCAAAGGGUGCAAGCCAAACUCUGAGUGGAAGUCAUCUCUCGAUAAGGCAAAAAAGCUUCCUACCGAAACACGAAUUCGUCUCCUUAAUUGUUUGGAAGCUUCCUUAGCAAUUUGCAGCAUAUGCAGUGAUCCACCUGAAGAUGCUGUGGUGACACCUUGUGAACAUGUGUUCUGCAACCAGUGCAUACUUGAACAUCUGUCAACGGAUGAUAGCCAGUGUCCGUCUCCUAAAUGCAAAGUUGUUCUCAACACUUCAUCAAUAUUUUCCAAAUUGACACUCAAAAGCUCUAUUGAUGACGAAAUAACGGAUUUUACUGGUGUGGUGAAACAAGAGAUUAGCGACCCUUGUUCGUCUAGUUGGUCACAUAAUAUUGUGGCUUCUGAGGCACUUGAUUCCUCUAAAAUAAAGGCAGCAGUUGAGGUUCUAGAGUCUAUCGCUAAACCCCGUGAAAUAGAAACCGAUGAUAAGAAUAACGUCAAGGUUGUUAGAGAGAAAGCGAUUGUGUUUUCACAGUGGACUCGGAUGCUGGAUUUGCUUGAAGCUUGCUUGAAUAAAUCUUCCAUUGGUUACAGAAGACUAGAUGGAACAAUGUCUAUUGCGGCGCGAGAUAAAGCCGUGAAAGAUUUUAACACUCUUCCAGAGGUUAAUGUUAUGAUAAUGUCGUUGAAAGCAGCAAGUCUGGGAUUGAACAUGGUUGCCGCUUGUCAUGUGCUACUUUUGGAUCUAUGGUGGAAUCCAACAACUGAAGAUCAAGCGGUUGAUAGAGCUCAUAGGAUCGGGCAGACUCGUCCAGUUUCUGUUUUAAGGCUGACUGUUAAAGAUACUGUCGAAGAUCGCAUAUUGGCUCUUCAGCAAAAGAAGCGAGAAAUGGUGGCUUCUGCAUUCGGGGAAGAUGAGACGGGUAGCAGCCAGACUCGUCUUACAGUUGAUGACUUGAAAUACCUCUUUCAAUCAUAAUCAACAAGGUUCAUUAAUGGAUAUAUUGACUUCCAGUGAUGAUAAUUAACUAAAGCAGGAUUUUUUCUACAGUUUCUUGAUAGUUUUUCAUUAGAAGGUUAUAGAAAGAUUGAAUUCAUUUCAGAAAAUGUUUUUGGGUUUGAUCUCCAUGUAUAGGAUGAUGAUAAUGGCAUACAGCAGGAUAUAGAGGUUUCUUUUUGCAUUUUAUUUUUAUAUGUUUUAUCAUUUAUUAUCUG
Messenger RNA from Helianthus annuus (common sunflower), 3966 nucleotides. Its product is annotated as helicase-like transcription factor CHR28. The transcript is spliced from 11 exons. The record is from RefSeq and is a predicted model, not a curated record. The coding region runs from base 269 to 3730 and encodes 1153 amino acids. Lineage: Eukaryota; Viridiplantae; Streptophyta; Magnoliopsida; Asterales; Asteraceae. Gene Ontology annotation, molecular function: ATP-dependent chromatin remodeler activity; ATP binding; metal ion binding.